AUGGCACCGAAGAAGAAGCAUGCGCCCAAGAAGGAGUUGACCGCGGACGAUAUGCGGCGUCUUGGCAUGUCGGAGGACGACAUCGCCCGCAUUUUAGCCGAGCGAGGCAAAUCAGCCGAGGAGCGGCGACAGGAACAGGAAGCCGUCGAGGCGCGACGCCGGGAGACUGAGCAGCGCCACAAGCGCAUGAAGGAGCUGGAACGGAUGAAGGAAGAGCUUGUGCGGCAGGAGGGAGGCCCCCGUGUCGCCAUCCGUGACGAGGAGCAGAAAGUGUGGGAGGAGCUCGAGGGGACGCUGACGACGGAGAAGAAGCGGCGGCUGCGGGAGUGUGCGGAGAAGAUGCUGCAGCAGCGUGUGGCGGAGGCGCGGCGCAAGCGCGAGGCGGAGGCGGCGGCGUACCAGGAUACCCUCCAACACCUCACAUUGGAGGAGCGGGAGGCCUUUGUUGCGGCGCAGAUUGCGGCCGAACACGCUCGCUGCGAGGCUGAGCUGGAGGCGAGGGAGAAGCAGCAGCUGCGGGAGGAGCGACGCCUCGCGCGGGAGCGGGCGGCACGCAAGGCUCAACGCCAGCGCCGCCGCCAGGAAGGGGAGGAGGAUGACGAGGUCUCGGAUGAGGAGGACGGGCAGGCCGGUGGCGGCGGUGGUGGUGAGGUUAAGGCUGCUCGCAAGCGAGUGGAUGCGUUAAUCGAGCUUUCUGACGCUAUGCAGGCCAAGUACGACUGA
Molecule: messenger RNA, 723 nt
Organism: Trypanosoma rangeli
Lineage: Eukaryota; Euglenozoa; Kinetoplastea; Trypanosomatida; Trypanosomatidae
Exons: 1
Coding region: 1-723 (240 amino acids)
Source: RefSeq, a predicted model, not a curated record